Messenger RNA from Sitophilus oryzae (rice weevil), 994 nucleotides. It is a transcript of the gene RabX5, whose product is annotated as ras-related protein Rab-34. The record is from RefSeq and is a predicted model, not a curated record. Gene Ontology annotation, molecular function: GTP binding; GTPase activity. The coding region runs from base 66 to 851 and encodes 261 amino acids. The transcript has 6 exons. NCBI's taxonomy places the organism in Eukaryota, Metazoa, Arthropoda, Insecta, Coleoptera, Curculionidae.
CUUAAAAAUACAAACACAAUUUGCACUCGAUCGCCAUACCCCAACCAAUUUUAGUUUUUCGAAAUAUGAACGAUUCCGUUCCAAGAAAACAAAUAUUAAAUAAAUAUGUUCAGCCUUAUAAUAUUGAUUGCACUCCCUAUACGGCAAGCAAUUUCAGUAAUAAAGUACAACAAUAUUGUUUGACUCAACCAAAUGAAAUAAAUUUUGCGUUUGAUACAUUGAAGAUGUGUAAAGUUAUUGUUAUUGGAGACACAUGUGUAGGAAAAACAAGUCUUAUUAAUAGAUUUACAAAAAAAAUGUUCGAAGCCAAUUAUAAAUCUACAAUAGGGGUAGAUUUUGAAAUUGAAAAAUUUUUAAUUUUAGGAGUGUCUUACUCUUUGCAGAUAUGGGACACUGCAGGUCAAGAAAGGUUUAAAAGUAUAGCACAGUCAUAUUAUCGUGCCGCACGGGUUAUUGUUAUAUGUUUUGAUUUAACGAAUUAUGAAAGCUUAUUACAUUCAAGACAAUGGCUGGUGGAAGCACUUAAUGCUAAUAGACAUACUAACCCUUUAGUUUUCUUGGUUGGUACCAAACAAGACUUGCUUAAUGAUUUUUCAUACAAGUGUAUUUUGUCUGAUGCAUUUAAACUUGCCAAAGAAUUGAAAGCGGAAUACUGGACAGUUUCUUCCAAAUCAGGAAAGAACAUUAACAAAUUGUUUUCUAGAAUAGCCGUAUUAUCGUUUGAUAAAUUAAUUAAGGAACAAAAUGAUGUUAAGGAGAAUGUUCUACAAAUCGGUGAAAGAUUAGACGGAUUGGGGAAUAGCCGCUGUAAAAAGACCAAAACGCAUUUCUUGAAAAACUGUUGUUCUUAAAGAUAUAUAAGUAUUAUUUUUAUACAAGUACGUCGUGCUUUAUCUACCAUUGAGCCCCAGUAUCUAUUUCAUUUUAGUUUUAUUUGUGUUUUUCUGAUCUUCAUGUUGUUUGGAUUAAAUAUAUAUUUUCAUAUUUUAUGGAA